CUAACCAAGAUUUCAUUGGGUCUUUGGUCAUCCGCAAGCCCAGAAAUGCGAUAAGGUGAUAAGCCCACUUGGCACUCACCAAACGCUACUUCCCCUUCCUCCUCAGACACGGAUACCCUCUCCGUUCUCUCCCACCGGCAAAUUAAACCAUCCAUGGCUUCUCCCUCUCUGCUAACUCCAACACCCAAACCAACACCACGCCUCCCACUCGUCAGAUCGAAACUCACCUCUCAUCCCACCCGGUCCAAUGUCACACCAACACCUUUUUUUCCACAACGCACCCGCCGGGAGCUUUUGCCGCUCGCCGUCGCCAGCGUACUCGCUCAAGCAUGUUUGCUCCCCCCGGCGACGCCCGCGUUUGCAGCUUCCGAUGAGGAGUACGCAAAGGAGACAGGAGAAGUGAUAAACAAGGUGAGAACAACCAUUAGCAUGGACAAGAAUGAUCCCAAUGUGGCAGCUGCAGUAGCGGAGCUAAGAGAGACAUCCAACUUCUGGGUUGCUAAGUACAGGAGAGAGAAAUCUCUACUAGGGCGAGCUUCCUUCCGGGAUAUUUAUUCGGCGCUCAACGCCGUGUCCGGCCAUUACAUUAGUUUUGGCCCGACCGCUCCGAUCCCAGCGAAACGCAAGGCGAGAAUCUUGGAAGAGGUGGAGACGGCGGAGAAGGCUCUACAGAGAGGAAGAUAGAAGAGCUCUCCACUAAUAAUUAAUAUAUAUGAUGAGAAGCCUUUUUUUUUUUUUUUUUGGGAUUCGUUUAAAGUGUUAGAUUUAACUUUUGUUGAGUACCAGAUUACAGAAUGAGGUUUACUUUGUGUAUUCUGACUUGAGAAACCAGCUAUUUUGCUGA
Malania oleifera is the source of this 844-nucleotide messenger RNA. RefSeq names its product photosystem II repair protein PSB27-H1, chloroplastic. The record is from RefSeq and is a predicted model, not a curated record. Bases 154 to 684 code for a protein of 176 amino acids. Gene Ontology annotation, cellular component: photosystem II; chloroplast thylakoid lumen. The transcript has a single exon. Lineage: Eukaryota; Viridiplantae; Streptophyta; Magnoliopsida; Santalales; Ximeniaceae. Gene Ontology annotation, biological process: photosystem II repair; photosystem II assembly.